Molecule: messenger RNA, 987 nt
Organism: Phaeoacremonium minimum UCRPA7
Lineage: Eukaryota; Fungi; Ascomycota; Sordariomycetes; Togniniales; Togniniaceae
Exons: 1
Coding region: 1-987 (328 amino acids)
Source: RefSeq, a predicted model, not a curated record
AUGCCCGAAGAUGACCCUCUGGCAUUAUUCCGCUUGAUGCUUGGCAUAACAGCAUCUCCCCAACUUGGAUUCAGUGCCAGUGGCCCGACCGGAACACGUCCCGCAGCCAACAUUGGUCUCUAUGCGCGCGUUGUGGAUUCCGAGCAGAAGGCAAAGGACAGCUACAAAGUCUUUUCAGUGGUUAUAAACGGCUGCUACUUCCUACAAAUCAUUAUUGCUGCUGCUCUGACUGCUCUAGGCGCGGCGAACGCGAACAACAAGGCCAUUACAGCUUUCGGAGCCCUAAAUACUGUCAUCGCGGGCUUCCUCACCUUUCUCAAGGGUUCUGGCUUGCCUGGCCGGCUCAAGUAUUUCGGAAAUGAGUGGAAGAAGAUCAGAGAGUUUAUUGAGCAGCGUGAGCGUGACUUCUCCCGUCAUAAUUGUCCCCUGGACGUUCAUGAAGUGGUGGCAACCAUCGAGCAAAUGUACGCAAACACGAAGCAGGAAAUCGAGAUGAACACUCCAGACAGUUACAAUUCGGUCACCAGCAUGCGGUUAAUGGGUGGAGGCGGGUCCGACAAGAUCGGUGGUAUCGACGCCUCUAAAAUCGACGGCGUAAUGAACAAACUAAAGAACCUUGACGGUACAAUCGGCAAUCUGAAGUCCCAGUUCGAAAAUAAGACACAUCAGGUUCACGAAACCGCACACCAUCUGCAAGACGAUGAAAAGCAUGUUGAAGAGGAGAUUCGAUACCGUAGGAAGGCCCUUGUGAGCGAGAUAGAAGAGGAAAAGCCACGACUAACCCGAGAGGUGUCGUACGCUAUGGAUGAAGCCGCAAGGCAAGUCAGAAACGAAAUCAUGGAAAGAGGAACACACGCAGUAACAGACGCGCGGGAUAUGCAAGAAAGGGCGUGGGAUGAUGCAAGAACAGGGAUAGCAAGACAAGUCAGGAUAACUGCGGAUGAGAUUGAUGAACCAAAGAAACAAGGCGAUUUGCGAGAGCACUAA